Messenger RNA from Pieris napi, 6319 nucleotides. Its product is annotated as mucin-16-like. The record is from RefSeq and is a predicted model, not a curated record. The coding region runs from base 210 to 5018 and encodes 1602 amino acids. Gene Ontology annotation, molecular function: protein binding. The transcript has 17 exons. NCBI's taxonomy places the organism in Eukaryota, Metazoa, Arthropoda, Insecta, Lepidoptera, Pieridae.
UAAAUUUUUAAUCUAUACCAGGCCAUAAACUCAAAAAAAAAAUCAGCGAAUCACAAAGCAAAGAAAAACCAAAGCCAACAACGGCCAUUUUUAAUUUACAUUCACUUCACAGUAGUGUACUGUUUUUAUUUUUUGUAGUGUUAAUGAAUUGUGAUUUGUUGCUAUAAUUUAUUGAAUAAGUAAACUAAUUUAACUUCGUUAUUAUUUAGAUGUCAGGUGGUAGACUUAUAGUGCUGGACCGCGCUGGUCGCGAUGCCAAGCAGUAUGCCCUUUCAGAGGGUUUGGCCACCCUUGGCUCGGACUUGGCUUGUGACAUCCGCCUAAUGCUACCAGCAGUCAGUCCCCACCAUGCCACUGUUAUGGUACAGGCUAAUCAGACUGUGGUACAAAGUGUAUCUGAAGGUGUCACUUUGCUGAAUGAUGUGCCAGUAAGUGUAGCUGUACUCAGGCACGGUGAUAUCAUUUCUAUGGGUGGACGUGCUCUACGCUGGGAGUAUUCACAACCACAGCACAGGUCCCUCUCUAAACCACAACCACCAUUGGUAGUAAUAAACAAGACUCGAAGCAGAGGUAAGGGUCACAGAAGUCGGUCCAGUGAUCCAGUACUCCAUGAUAUGCAUGCUCAUAAUCAGAGAGCUUCAUUACCUGCUUCAAGUAUGAAGCAAGUGGCAAUAGUUCAACCGCAGAGAAGAAAUGUGAUGCAGGGAGAACCAAAUUGCACUCCCGAAUUGACUGAUUCUAGUCAAAUUGAAAACACGGAAAAUGAAAACACUCAAGAAACAAUUACGAGGAAAUCAGCGCGGCCGAGCCAAAAAAGUCUCCAAACAAAUACUAAGGCAUCAGAAUGGAUUGAGUCGCGUAAAAGCUCGCGAGCGCCUAUCACACCGACACGAACACGGAACACACCGUCAGAUUUACAAUCUCGUACUAAAUCUGCAACACGACCAGUGACACAGAGAGACACACAAUUGCGUUCAAAAUCCUUGGCGUGUAUACCGUUAGAAAUUGAAGGAGAAAACACAAAGGUGACUUUAACACCGAGACAAACACAGUCACGUUCCAAAAUCCUAGAAGGGACACAAAUAGAAACAAAAUCAACUCGGGCGAGUCUCACACCGAAAGAAACACGUGAAGUCCGGUCAAGGUCGGCAGUUACACCGAUCGACACAAAAGAAUCCAAGUCCAGUACACGGAAAUCCCUUACACCAAGAGAUGCCCCAUCAGAACCCGAAGUUACAUCGAAACAAACAAAAACUCCAAUACGGACUACACCGAGGCAAACACAAUCAAGUUCAAAAGUGGAAGUUACCCCAUUACAAUCAAGAACACAAGCAAAAUCAGUACGGGCCUUUACGCCUACACACAAAUCGCGCACCAGUACUUUGGGACCCGUGACCAACUCAGUUAAAUCACGAAAGGCGCUUACAAGGGAAUCGGGAAAAUCUUCAAUUAUACCAAGACUAUCAAAAACACAGCUAGCAAUUACACCGACAGGAAACCGUGAAUUGUCGCGUUCAAAUAUACUUGCAGAAAGAACACCGUUGAAUCAUUCGAAAUCUUUGUUGCCACGUUCUGCACGCACACCGUUAAGUACCUCAACUUCUGUACAAAGUACCUCAACUUCUGUACAAAGUACCUCAACUUCUGUACUAAGUAGGUCUCGACUGACAAGUACGCCGAAAUCGUCAAAUAGACAGACACCGUUCCCAGAGAAGCGCGUGCUACCACCACGAGCAAGAACGUUAACACCGCGGGCUCAACAGUUCGCCAUGAACAAGUCGUCUAUUACGCCGCGGACUUGGCGCGAUACGUCGCUUCGCUUGACGGUGUUACGAAAGACCCACAGGCCAGUUAAAAUACAGGCACCUACGUUGAUUGACCACACUAAGCAAGCUGCUUUAUUGCUGAUGACACGUCACACGAAGUCAAAGUCUCCGAACGCGGUAUCUACUGUUGUGAUAAAACCAACUCCAAUGCCAAAAUCACUGAAAAGAAGCUCUCGGGCACUAAGAGAAAGCUUGGCGAGAAAACGAAAUACUUCUGUGCUAAGCACUAGCGACGAUCUUUCAACGCGAAGAAGUUUAUCUUGUCAAUCUGCACGAAAAAGUGCCAUGAAAUCUACUCUUAAGGAUCCAAGCAGUGCACGGAAAACAGAAUCAAUUAAAUUCGAUCUUAGCAAUCUAGAACAUGAUACUGAGUCCGAUCGAUUAAGAUCCUCAGUGGAUACGACAAAUCAGACUUUUGAUAGUAUGUCAAGUCAAUACGUCUCACCACCUUCAAGAAGAUCUAUACAGUCCAGAAGCAGUCGUAUCAUCGAAAAGACUUUGGGUAGUCCUAUGACCGUAACUGAAACUACCGAAACUUCAAUCGCUACCUCUCCUAAGUCCAGGUCUUCGCGUGGUUCUCUAAUUGUCCAGAAAGCUCUCGAAGAAACUCUUAAAACACAAAAUAACACAUCAGGACAAACAAAUCUAACAAAAACACUAAGUCCACGUGCCGAAACCUAUUCAAUAGUGGAUUUGGUCUCUUGCGAUUCUAAUGCUACGGAAUAUAAUACGAUUGAUUCCACGCCUUUUGGAACCCCUCGAAGUCACAGGAAAACCAGAUCUUUCGCUGUAACGUUACCUUCCAGCACACCGUAUAAAGUGCCGGUAAGUUUGAAAUAUGAGAAUGCGAAUGACACACCGCCACAUGCAGAGUCACCUGAAGUUAUUACACCCCAAAAUGAUGAAAAUAAUAAGCCUGUUGCGAGUACUAAAGUUUCCAAGAGGUCCCGGAGCAAAUCUAGGUUAAACGAUAGUGAUCUAUUCCUAUUGGAAGACGAAGAUUCUCCGAGAACGUCGAAAAGGGCUGAUAAAUCGGCUACCACUUCUUUCGACGUUUCUCAUUUAAAGAGAAAAUUAUCGCAAAGCCUCACCGAGUCUGAUGCAGAGUCAGAUAAAAGUGACAAAAUUGUAUUUGUCAAGGCCCCUAAAAAUAGUUUAAGUAAUGUCAGAGUAAAAGAACUAUUUGCUAAAUCUCCUCAAAAUGACCUACGCUUUGUUUCGGGAGUAAAGACCUUAUUCAAAUCGUUGAGAAAGCAAAAUACACCUAAAAAUACUCUAGAAGAUGUGAAAGGAGUCAAAAGAUUAUUUAGAGAGAAAGAAAAAUCGCCUAAGAAUACGCUAGAGGACGUAAGUGGAGUUAAAGGGUUAUUUAGGAGAAGUCCUAGGAACAAUUUGAGAGUAUCUGGAGUAAAGGACGCUUUACGUAUAAAAUCGCCCAAAAAUGAUUUAACUGAUGUGCGCGGGGUGAGGCGUUUAUAUCGACUGGAAAAAGAACGAUAUAGCAGCAACGUAAGCGGAAUUCAAGAAAUGUUCAAUGAAAUUUCAGAAAUGGACACAACAUUUGAUCUACUAAUGAACAAGCCUCCAUUACGGACAUAUAAAGCAGCGAGUGCGCAGAAAAUGAAUCUAAAACAAAAAACACGCCAAGCAAAAUCUUUGUACGAUUCGACUUCAAUACACGUGGAUGGUUGGAUGAAGAAUAAUGAAGUCAAAGUGUACAACGAAAACAGUUUGCCUAUUAAGAAAAGGUCACUUAAGACUUUUUUGCCUAUAAAGAAAAGGUCACUUAAAGUGCCUUUAAAAUCGACUCCAGUUAAAGGCAAUGUGACGCUAAACUCCACAGAGUUAUGCCAAAUCUCUCCAAUCUCUAAGCCAGCACCUGUUGAUACAGCCGGAACAUCACAAUCAGAUUACCACACCAUUGACAUCAGCGUUAAUAAUAGUUCCGUAUCACUCGGGAGGACGACACGAUCCACAAGACAAAAUCGCAGCGCCUUGAAAAAUAGCACUUUUACUAUUAAAGAGACAAUUACUGAAGAAAAACCGUCCACAGCACUAGUGAUUCACAAAAAAUCUCCAGUUAUCAAAUCGGUCAGAAAAACGCGUCAACGGGUGCAAGAGCAAUCAGAUAGUGUCCAAAACAAAGAAAUUUCGGAAUCGAAAGGCGAAAAAUUAAGAACGAAAACCACACGACGAACAGUCAAAACGUCUGAACAAGAAGCAGCAAUUUCAGUACCAAGAAUGACACGUUCUAAAGCAACAUCGCCACGGAAAUCCAAUGUUAGACGCGUCUCGAUUGUCAUAAAAACACCAAUGCCGAGAAUGACGCGUAGAGGCAAAAUCCCGGUAAAAGAAGAGAAUGAUAAAGCGGUCCUAAGUCCUGAACAAAAUGAAAUACCCACUGUUAACGGUGUUUUAACGAAACUAACACCAAAAAUUUCGAAAACGAAAAGAGUUUCCGUUGUAAUUCCGGCGAAAACCGCCCUCGCUUCAGCUAGGAAAACUCGAAGUAGAGUAGCCGCUCUCAACAAGGAAGUAACUGAGCCAAAAAAGGCUACAAAAGGGACUAUUGCAACCGCUACGACAACUCGGAAGGGUAGGGGUAAAGCUGUCGAAGUUGAACCUGCUGAAAAUGAAGUUAUAGAAAAACCAAAAAGAGGCGGAAGAAAACAAGUAGAAAAGAAGAAUCCAGAAGUCCUGGUAAAGGAUGAAAUUGAGAAACCUGUUAUUACCAAAGUUGAGAAGAAAACUCAAAAAGGAAAGAAGGCGGUCCCAAAAGCGAAAGAAACUGUGCCAUCGACAAGCCGGAAGAGGAAAUCGCCCGACACUACGCCUGUCGAAAAUGAAGAUAUUGAAAAACCAAAAAGAGGAAGAAAAAAAGCGGUUGAAAUAGCUGUCAAAGAGGUUAAGAAGCAAACUGAAGUAAAGACGCGAGCAAAAGCUAACGUUCAGGCUAGCUCCAGUAAAGAGGAUAACAAAAUAGCUCAACCCAAAGGAAAAAAGGUCGCGCCAGCUCAAGAAACAAUAGCGCCCUCUACGAGUCGUAAGAGGAAAUCUCCCGAUGUCACUCCUGCUCAGAAAGAAACAUCUGUAGCCGCUAAAAGGGGAAAGGCAGCCGAAAUUACUGUGCCGGCUCGCUCGACUCGCUCUAAAGCUGAGUCUCAACCAAAACUGCGCGGCCAAAGAAGAUAAAAGUCAACGACGCUGUUUAAUGUUAAGUUCAGUACAAAUUACAUUUAAGUUAAAAUUUAUCAAUUUGUGUCCGUUGUAAAUUUUAUGAAAAUUAGGCUGGCAGCAUACACACGUUUUCCGUAUUCAAUUUCCGAAUGCGGAAUUUCGAUUUGGAAUCCCGUGAGACUAGCGCAAACAUUCGUUUUUCUUCAUACGGAAUGUAAACAAUCAGACAUCAGUACUGAUAGUGAUACCGUGGUGAACGCACGACGAUUUAUUAUUAUCAAUUACAUUUUUCAUUUAACAAUAAGAAAAAGAAACGUCGGUAUUGGGUACAUCCAUUGAACACUCGAAAUAUGUUCUCCCAGGCCAAAUCUUUGCCAUCUCUGUUGUGAUAGUCGUUGUCAUGAAUACUCCACAGGCAGGGGUAUUUUUCAACAGCAAAUAUUAAUAUUUCUGCCUCACACAUUUUCGUGUUGCAUUUCUAUGGCGUAACAAAUAUAGAAAUACGUCCGAUGCACGCGGCGCUGGCGCGAUACUGAAUAGAAAUUUCCGAACGUAUGCGCCGGCUCAAACAAAAUGUAUGCAAGCGUUGCGUUCCGCGUGACGUCAUUAGGUUUCUCCGAACGUGCUUACUUGCACUCGAAACGUACGUGCGGAAUUUAUUCCGUUCGGAACAAAAGCAAACGUGUGCGUCAGUUAAUACAUCUUCUACUGUGGAAAUCGAAAACGGAAAACGUGUGUAUGCGCUUAGCCUUAUGAUUGUAAAGAGUUCUUAGAACGUUUAAUUAUUUGAUAGUCAUUUAUUGCAGUGUAUUGAACUGAUAGAUUUGACGGUUUUAUAUUAUUUUAAUUUUAUGUAAGUCCUCUCAUAGAGGCUCGGUUUUUAAAGUUAAAAUUGUGUAACGUGAUUAAAUAAGGUGUUACUGUAUUUUAUAAUAAUCAAUGGGAAAUGAAUGACUUUUAAUUAUGUUUUGUAUUAAGAUAUUCCCAAAUACAUAAUCAAGUCUGCUAAAAAUUUCGCUUUUCGAAGAGUAAUUUAAAAAAAAAAGUUGUGGUUAUUUUCAUUAGCCUUUAAAUAAUUGAGCAUAAGUUUGCUUACACUAGCGUUAUGUUUAGUAAUUAUUAUCAAGUUGUAGUUUAUUUCUUUAAUUAUAACAAUUUUAUUUUUAAUUUACUAUUACUUUAUGAAUAAGCGUUUUAUCUAUUUUUGUAAUGAUUCAAGCUCAUCUGCUGACUGUACUUUAAUCAAAACAUUGCCAAUUGUAGGGUUAAAUAGUAUUUUUGUAUUGUUUUAAGUAAUUAAAGAAAUUUAAAGUGUU